Messenger RNA from Sitodiplosis mosellana (orange wheat blossom midge), 2383 nucleotides. RefSeq names its product cysteine-rich with EGF-like domain protein 2 (gene Creld). The transcript has 5 exons. Bases 296 to 1429 code for a protein of 377 amino acids. The record is from RefSeq and is a predicted model, not a curated record. NCBI's taxonomy places the organism in Eukaryota, Metazoa, Arthropoda, Insecta, Diptera, Cecidomyiidae. Gene Ontology annotation, molecular function: calcium ion binding.
ACGCUGCAGCACAUCCGAACUUGUCGCACACACAUAUUUCUUGUCUUCUUACUAUAUGAUUUUGACAUUCCAUACACACUGUACAGUGGAACUUGUGUGACAGCUGUGAUGCGGCACUAUAUUUUGUCAACAAUAAAAAUUGCUUUCGUCGGAAAAAGUUCUGUGAAUACUGUGUGAACCCACUCGACACAAAUCUCCCAACGUGAUCAACCAAGACGUAACAUCUUUUGUGUCAACCAAACGGGCAUUUUUGCAUAGUUUUUAAUUUAGGUUUCUUGCAAUUUUUGUGCAGACUAUGCGGAUAAUUAGCGGAUUGGUGGUGAUAGUUUGCACAUUGCCACUGCUAAUCAAAGCUCAAUUGGAUCCACUUAAAGUAGCGCAGCGACAGUCAUCAAUUACACUUCCACCAUGCAAACUGUGCCGAACAUUUGUCGAUUCAUUCCAAAAGGCCAUGGAGAAAACGUCACGAGGAAAGCACGAAAGCGGUGAUACGGCUUGGGAGGAGCAAAAUUUGAAUGUGUAUGCAAAAAGUGAAGUGCGUUUUACAGAGACUGCCGAUCAUGUGUGUGGCGAUGUAUCAAAAUCACAAGAUCAAUGCUACAGCUUUUUCGAAGACAUUGAAGAUGAGCUAUCGUUAUGGUUCACAAAGAAACAAGAUGAAAAUCCCGAUCUCCAUGGAUAUUUAUGUAUAGAUUUUAAGAAAGUGUGUUGCCCAUCGAAUACGUACGGUGAAAAUUGUUCACCAUGCAGCGAUUGUAAUGGCAACGGAGCGUGUAAAGGCAAUGGCACACGCAAGGGCAGCGGCAAGUGCUCGUGUCAUGCUGGGUAUACCGGUGAAUUCUGUUCUAAUUGUGCGUUAGACUAUUUUGAAUCGUUUCGAGAUGAAACAAAACUGUUGUGUAGCAAAUGCCAUAUUGCAUGCGAAAAGAACACCGGAUGCACAGGAGCUGGUGCCAAAGGGUGUCGCGUUUGCAAAAAAGGAUGGACCAUGGAAUCAGAACAGGGUUGUGUUGAUGUCGAUGAAUGCGCUAUCGGCACACACAAAUGCACCAUCAACGAAUUCUGUGUCAACAACGAUGGCUCCUUCGAAUGUCUCAAAUGUGACCGAGCAUGUGAAGGAUGCACUGGUGAUGGACCUGAUUUGUGUGACAAGUGCGCAGAAGGCUAUGAACUUCGAAACGGAAUGUGUACAGACUUGACCAGCGAGCGACGGCUUCGAUGGGAAACGUUCACGCGUUACGUGACCUAUAUCGGAUUAUGCAUUGCAACAUGUCUCACAUUUAAAAGUUCUACAUGGAUUGCGUCAAUAAUUGGCGUGGCCGUCGCUUUGUACAUUUCCGUAUCUGAAUAUUGGCUUAAUUCGCAUCCAACACAAGCGAAUGGUCCACAAUCGCUUGAGAAUUUUUUCUCACAACAAAAUUUAUCCUAAAAACCAUCAAUCUUCCAAUAGCAACAAACAACAGCGAAAUCCUUUGAAAAAUUACACACAUUUUACAUAUGUAUUUCCGUUUGAAAAUAAUCCGACACGAACAUUUCAUCAUACACCCAAACUCAAUUGCGACGACUCAUUUUCUUUUCAUCUUCAAUGGAUUUGUUUUUAAAAUCGAAAUUCACGUUGUCAAUUGCAGAUGUAAAUGUGACGAAUAUUGAGAGUUCAACGGCUGAAGAUCAAUCGAGUGACACAACAUCCGAGGAAUUUAGCGAUCAAGAUGGAAAAGACAAAGAUGAACUUUAAUUUAUUUAAAUUGUUAGGCAUUAGAGUGAGUUCGACAGGUUCUAGUAAAAAGAGAGAUGUGAUUGAUAUCGUAGUCCAUUUUAAAUACCAGCAUGAACAACGUGUUUCUUCUUCUAAAUAGGAAACAGUGAUACAUUUACUAAUAUUCCGCUGCUUUUCAUUUCACAAAUAGCUUCGCACAUUCAUAAGUAAUGAAUCAAUGACAGGUUGACAAAAAUUUAGAAAAGAUGACAUUUCAUAGGAUAUCAAACAACAUGCAUUUUUCAAUCACAAAAAGAAACCCAACAAAUAGCAAUAAUUACCUAGCUUCUGAAUGAGAAAAAGAGCCAUCAUAUGCAAAUGUGGAAUUUCUUUUUUUUUCUUUUACACUUAAUAUGUGCAUUUAUAUUCAAUUUAUAAUUAUUGCAGUAGAUCCAAAGAUAAAAUGUGAAUUACAAAAUUUCAAUAUUAUUUCAGCCGUUGAAUUUAGCCAAUUUGAAUUAGUUUGCUCGAAAAAUAUAUUCAAACACUUCAAUCGUUCCAUUUGUACAGUUUUACGUUUAAAUAAAAUUUCAAUUAAUUUAGCCAAUAUGAUUUACAGAACAUCUUCUGUUUAGUAAAGCAAAGAGCCCAAAAUAAAAAUGAACUACGUUUCAUAACUGAAGUAAA